Meriones unguiculatus (Mongolian gerbil) is the source of this 1523-nucleotide messenger RNA. RefSeq names its product phospholipase A2 group XIIA (gene Pla2g12a). Lineage: Eukaryota; Metazoa; Chordata; Mammalia; Rodentia; Muridae. The transcript is spliced from 4 exons. Gene Ontology annotation, molecular function: calcium ion binding; A2-type glycerophospholipase activity. Gene Ontology annotation, biological process: phospholipid metabolic process; lipid catabolic process; arachidonate secretion. Gene Ontology annotation, cellular component: extracellular region. The record is from RefSeq and is a predicted model, not a curated record. The coding region runs from base 117 to 695 and encodes 192 amino acids.
CGCGCCCGCCUCUCGGCGCAGCUCUGUGACGGGGCGCGAGCCGGAGAGGGCGGAGGAGACCCGGGCCUGAGCAGGAGCGCCCGCCGCUGCCCAGCCCGGCCGGCCCGGCCGUGCCGAUGGUGGCUCCGUGGUCCGCGGCCGCCCGGGGCCCUGCGCUCCUGCUCCUGCUCCUCCUGGCCACGACGCGCGGCCAGGAACAGGACCAGACCACCGACUGGAGGGCUACCCUCAAGACCAUCCGCAACGGCAUCCACAAGAUCGACACGUACCUCAACGCCGCGCUGGACCUGCUGGGCGGCGAGGACGGCCUCUGCCAGUACAAGUGCAGCGACGGAUCGAAGCCUGUUCCACGCUAUGGAUAUAAACCGUCGCCACCAAAUGGAUGCGGCUCUCCAUUGUUUGGUGUUCAUCUGAACAUUGGCAUCCCUUCCCUGACAAAGUGCUGCAACCAACAUGACAGGUGCUAUGAGACCUGUGGUAAAGGCAAGAACGACUGUGACGAGGAGUUCCAGUACUGCCUCUCCAAGAUCUGCCGAGACGUACAGAAGACGCUAGGACUUGCUCAGAAUGUUCAGGCGUGUGAAACAACGGUGGAGCUCCUCUUCCACAGUGUCAUACAUCUAGGCUGCAAGCCAUACCUGGACAGCCAGCGAGCUGCGUGUUGGUGUCGCUACGAAGAAAAGUCCGAUCUGUAAGGAAGACUCCGUCAGCCGGUGAGCUGACGAGAACGAAGGACAAUCCUUGUCAAAGACGCUUUCACAGCCUAAAGCUGCCUUAUAUUUGUGAUGGGUCAUUUUAAGACCUUACUGACUGUUUUUUGAUUUUAAAACCUCAAAGUGAAAAAGGAGUGGGGGCCGGUAAGAAGUAGAGCGAAGAGCAUGCUGGGAACUGGAAGUAGAGAGGAGAGUAUGCCGCCUUUGUGAGCUUCGUUGUCUCAGUGACUCCCCCAAAACAGGAAAAAAGCUUGAAGCCUGCGUGGCUUCUUUUUCAUAGCUGUACUUAGCAAUAAAAAUUAGAGCAAGCGUAAAAUUAAUUAUAAGGACUUUUCAACAUGAUUUUAUUUUAAAAUAUUGUCCAAUCUUCCCGUAGAAGUAUAAUUUACUUUGAAAUUUCAACUGUGCGUUUAGGCCAGGAGGAACUAACUAUUAUUUCUCUGUUGUAAUUAUACAUAACAUGUUGUUUCUCAGGAGCCCACGACGACGGGAACUAGUUGUGUUAUGCACAGUGACAAGGAUUUCAAGUGUUCAUCUCUCUUACAGUUGGCAACACGGGCCAGUACUGCUUUUCAGGGACAACCCAGGACAUCCAAGUAUUGUGAUGUGAAUGAUAUUCGGAAACACAGCACUCCUGUUUCACAGACCAGUUAUAGUUCUAAUCGAGAUGGAUGUAGUGAGAUCAGAGCGCUAUAUGUUGUCCUAUUUGAUGGUUCUUCCCUAAUACCUGUUCCUCACCUUACAUUCUGGAGCAUUGUUAAAAGAUUGACCUUCUACUAAUGGAGGUCUAAUAAAAGUUAUUCUUGAUAA